AUGGCAAGCUGUAACACAGUUGAAGAUAAGACUAAUGAAUGUAAGGAUAGUAUAAGUGAAGUUAAGAAAAGUAUACUACUAAACUGUAUUAAAGAAAAAGAUAUAAUAGAAAGUUCCUGUAGGAGUAAUAUAUAUGAAACUAAUAUAUUAGAAGAAUUAUUUAUUUUAAAUAAAAAGAAAAAGAAAUUUGUAGGAGAAAAUGAAGCAUGGGAUGUUAUAUCAAAUAUAUCUAAAUAUUCUUCUGAUAAUCAUAAAGAAACGGAAAAAAAAAAAUUAUUAUUAUGUUUUGGUAAUAAUAAUUUUGGUCAGCUAGGAUUAGAAGACAAUGUUUCUAUUGGUUUGAUAGAUUUUUCUACAAUCAUGAUAAAUAAAUGUAAAAGAUUAUCUUUUUAUGAUAAUUAUAAUAAAAAAUUUAAGAAAAGUACAGAUAAAUCUUCUGUAUUAAAAAAUAAGAAAAAGAAUAGUAACAGUAAUAAUAGUAAAAAGAAGAGUAUGUGUUCUUCUCUAUCUACAAAUAAAAGACAUUCACGUAUAUCUCUAAGUAAUAAUGAAUUGUAUAAUGAAAUAUUGACUAAACUUCCAAGUAAUUUUGCUUUGAAAACCAUAAGAAAAAAGAAAAAGCGUACAAAUGGUGAUGAUAAAAAUAGCACAAAUAAGGAUAAUAAUAAAUAUAAUACAAACGAGGAUAAUAAUAAAUAUAAUACAAACGAGGAUAAUAAUAAAUAUAAUACAAACGAGGAUAACAAUAAAUAUAAUACAAACGAGGAUAACAAUAAAUAUAAUACAAACGAUGACGAUUAUGAUGAUGAAAACUGGGAUGGUGGGAAUGAAGUUUAUAAUCUUAGGUCAUCAAAGGUUGCCAAGAUUCCAAAAAAGAAAAUGAUAGAACCAAUAUUACUAAUGGAUCCAAUGCAAAGAAGAGAAUCAUUAAAUAAGUUAGAACCGUUAAAUAUAAUAGAUCCUAUAAAUAUUAUGGAUACAUUAAAAAGGAGAGAGUCCUUCAUAAGAAGAGAAUCUAUAAAUAUUUUGGAAUCAAUAAAUAUAAUGGAUGUAUUAAAAAGAAGAGAAUCUAUAAGAAGACGAAAUUCUAUAAUGAUAAAUACAGCAGAUCAACUUAAUCUUUUUCAGAAUGAAGAUAUUAUAAAAUCUAAAUAUAAUAAUAUAAUAAAUAAUGCUUGUAAUCAUAAUAAUAGUGUAAAUGAUUCUAUAAAUUCAUUAAAUGCUAAUGAUAAUGAUAAAAUAGAAAAUAUACCUGUUUUUUUUUCAGAAAAUGAAAAUAAUUGUAAACAAAAAUAUAUAGAAAAAUUUAGUCAAUAUGAUAAUUAUUUAAAAGUAGAUGAUUGUUAUGAUAAUAUGGGAAAUUUUAUAAAUGCUGAUCAUUAUCAUAAUAUGGAAAAUUGUCAAAAUUGUGGAAAUUAUCAAAACAGUGAAUAUUAUCAUAGUGAUGAUCAUUAUCAACAUGGAGAUUAUUAUCAUCGUGAUGGUAACUAUGAACAUGAUGAAACUUGUCAUGCUAAUAUUUUAUAUGGUUAUAAUAAUAACAACAAUAAUAAUAAUAAUAAUAAUAAUAAUAAUAGAUUAUUGAAAAAGAGUAUGGGAAAAAAUUGCAAAAAAAAAAAUGUUUUAUUUUUUAACCCGAAAAUUAUAAAAUGUGGUAAAUACCAUUCAGGUGCUGUAAGCGAAAAUGGUUUGGUGUGUUUAUGGGGUCUUAAUUCUUAUGGACAAUUAGGCGUGAAUUCUAAGAAAUCUAUAUAUACUUGUUAUAAAAAAAUGAAAGUGAAAUUAUCAGAUGAAAAAAAAAAAAAAAAAAUAGUUAUAAAUAAAAAUAAUAAGAGUACUACUAAAAUUCUUAAUUGUCCUCCUUGUAUUAUAAAAAAUGAGAAAACCAUAACAUUACCAUAUAUUUAUAAAUUAAUCCCCUUGAAAUAUUUUGGUUAUAAACAUAAAAUCAAAAAUAUUAGUUUAGGUUCUUUUCAUACAUUAUUAUUAACAUAUGAUGGUUAUGUUUUUACCUUUGGUUGUAAUAAAAGAGCUCAGCUAGGAUUGCCGAACCAUUAUAAUAAAAAGGUAUCUUAUACAAGCAAACCUUUUAUGUUACCUAUAUAUAAUAAUCCGAAUAAUAUGUUUACAAGGGCACAAAAAUUUUAUGAUAAUGAUAUUAUUCAUGGUAUUCAUGGUAUUCAUGGUAUUCAUGAUGUUGUUCAUGAGGAUGUUCAUGAUGUUGUUCAUGAUGUUCAUGAUGGUGCUCAUAAUGAUGUUCAUGAUGGUGCUUAUAAUGAUGCUCAUGAUGAUGUUCAUGAUGGUGCUCAUAAUGAUGCUCAUGAUGAUGUUCAUGAUGGUGCUCAUAAUGAUGCUCAUGAUGAUAAAAAUAAAAAAGAUAAAAAACAUUAUAAUAUGAAAAAGAAACCAUUUCCAAACUACACUCCUGAUAAUGAAGAGACACAGAAAAAAAACAAUUUUUAUUUCACUACAAAAUCUAUCUAUGCUAAAAUUGAGCAUCCAAUUAUUUUUAUAACAUGUGGAUCUUAUAACAGCGCUGUUAUUGAUGCUAAUAAGAAAUUAUGGAUGUGGGGAUGGAAUGAAUAUGGUCAAAUCGAUGAUACAUAUAUAAAUGAAAAAAUAAAACGUAUUAAAAGAAAAAGAAAAAAACUGGAAGCUCAAAAAUCUGUAUCAUUUACAAAAUCUAUUAGUGAUACCUUAAUGAAUUUACCAUUUAUUAAAAGCCUAGCCGAUAGUUUCACUUUCUCAAAAAAAAAUGAGAAUAAUAAAUAUUCUUCUUAUGAUGAACAGUAUCAAAAUCAUAAAAAUCCUGAUAUGGAUGGAGGAUCCAAUGGAUUGUAUUUUUCAGAUGGAUGUUCAUCGACUGAAAAAAAAAAAUCAAAAAAACAUAACGUCGUGAAAAGAGAUGAUGAUGUGGACAAGCAAAAUGAAGAAGUAAUGAAAAAAAAUAAUGAUAAAUUAAAGAGAAAUGAUAAGAUGAUAAAAAAGACACAUCAUGAUAAAUAUGAUGAUAAUAAAUAUGAUGAUAAUAAAUAUGAUGAUAAUAAAUAUGAUGAUAAUAAAUAUGAUGAUAAUAAAUAUAACGAUAAUAAAUAUAACGAUAAUAAAUAUAACGAUAAUAAAUAUAACGAUAAUAAAUAUAACAAUAAACAUAAUAACAAACAUAAUAACAAACAUAAUAACAAACAUAAUGAUGAUCAUGAUGAUGACCAUGAUGAUAAAAAGAAAAAAAAAAGUGAAAGAACAAAAUUUAGCAAUAAAUAUGUUAACAUACCAAGAAAGAUCAAUAUAAAGAAUAGUAAAAUUCUUCAAGUUAGUAUAGGGAAAUAUCAUAGCUUAUGUUUAACACAAGAUAAAUGUGUUUAUGUAUGGGGUUAUUUAAAAAAUAAAAAACAUAUGAAUAAAAAUGAAUAUUAUGAAAUAAAUGAAGAAGAAGAAGAAGAAGAAGAAAGACGAAGACGAAGAAGAAAACAAUUAUAUGAAAUUAAUAAUUCUAUAGAUGAGGAAGAAAAUUGGGAUGAUAGAAAUAAUAAAAGUUAUACAUAUGAUUGUAAUGAGAAAACAGAAUAUUAUGAAGAUGUAACAACAAUUACUAAAAUAGAAUGUUUAAGUCAUCUAUAUAUAUCUGAUAUAAAUUCAUCAAGUACUCAUACUAGUUUUGUUGCUCCUAUAAAAAGUGUAAAUAAAGAUAUUGAUGAAUAUAUAUGGGAAAUGGUUGAUCAAAAUAAAAAUACAAAAAAUAAAAAUAAAAAUAAUAAUUAUGUUAAUCGUUUUCAAUUUCGUGGAGCAGAAUCUUUCUCAGAAGAAAAUCAUAUAGGAAAAGCUGGGGACCGUUAUCGUAAUAAACUAUUACAUAGAAAAGGAGAAGGAAAGAAUUAUAGUUAUAGAGAUAAUUAUUUUAAUAGAGGAGGAGAUAAUAUAUAUUAUAUAAAAUAUACUGAUUUGUAUAAAUUAUUAAAUAUUAAAAUGAAUGAUAAAGAUAAACUCUUAAUGAGAAAUGAUAACAUAUAUAAUAAUAUAUAUUAUAAAAAUGACAAGAGUAAAAAUAAUAAUAAUAAUAAUAAUAAUAUGUAUUAUAUUAACAACAAAUAUCAUGUUAGUAAUACAAAUAUUAUUAAUAAUAAUUAUUAUAUUCAUAAUAAUUUAAUGAAUUAUUUUAAAAAUAAAAAAAUAAUCAACAAUUACAAAAAUGGAAACAACAACAACAAUAAUAAUAAUAAUAGGAAUAAUGAAUUAUGCAAAUUGGACCACGUAUUAAAACCUUUACUUUUAAGUACAAAUAAUAAAAAUAUGCAUUCAUUAAAUACAUUACAAAUAUUUCAAGUGUCUAUAGGAAAGAACUUUGCUGUUAUUCUAACGUCCUCUCCUUCUAUAAAUAAAAUAUUAAAUAAGAAAAAAAUAGAUUACAUAAAUAAUAUAUGCUCAUUAGAUGUAUUAAGAGAUAAAAUACCAGAACGAAAUAUAUUUGUUAUAGGAAAAGGAGAUUUUAAUCAAAUUCUUCUACCUCAAAAUUGUAAACAAUCAUCUAUACCUAUAUAUUUAGAUAAACAUAAAUUAAUUUAUCAUGUUCUAAGAGUAAAUAAAAAAUAUAACUUUCUAAAUUCAUCCAAAAGAAAAAAAUAUUCUGAUCAAAUUAGUUACAAUAGUAAAUUAUUUAAUUUAAAAAAAUAUCAUGAAAAAAUUAAAGAAAAUGUAAAUAAUAAUAGUAGUUUUAUAUAUAACGAUCUAGGACAUCAUAAAUUUUCUCUUAUUCUCUCUCCUAAUAAAAAAAGCUCUUCAGGAACAUGCAAAAUCAAUUCGUAUUCUUCAAAUUGGGGUAGUGCACUCAGAAGAAAAAAAUCCAUGUCUGGAGUACACACAUAUAGUGAUAGAGCUAGUCAUCAAAUACUUAACUUUAAAUUAAGCAAAACAUUUAAAAAAUUUUCUUUAGAAAGGGAAAAAUUGUAUUUUUCAGACAGAGACAAAGUUGAAGAAGGAUACAAUUCAAGUAUAAUUAAAUUAAAGUGGGGUGUAGAUACCAACGAAAAUGAUAGCAUUAAAAGAGAAAGCAUUAAAAGAGAAAGCAUUAAAAGAGAAAGUAUUAAAAGAGAAAGUAUUAUAAAGAUGGGAAGUGAACCUAUUCAUAAAAAAAAUAACGAUGAUAAUAAUAGUACUUGUGUUGUUCGUAAAUUAGCUAGUAAUAGUGUUCAAAUUAUAGAAGUCGAUAAAAACAAAAAAAAACAAAAAAAAAAAAAUCAUAUAAAUUUAUUUAAAAUUCCUAACUUUUUUAUGACUACAUCGAACGAGCUAAGUGAGGUCAGUAUGCAAAGUUCACAGGAAUUAAAUUAUAAUAAAGAAAAUAAAAAAGGUGACAAAAAUAAAGAAGGUGAUGAAAAUAAUAAAGGUGAUGAAAAUAAAGAAGGUGAUGAAAAUAAAGUAGGUGAUGAAAAUAAUAAAGGUGAUGAAAAUAAUAAAGGUGAUAAGAAAAACAUUAGGAACGAUAAAAAUGCAGAUACCGACUUUGUAACAAGUGUCCCCUUAGACGAAUUCAAUGAAUAUUCCUCCGAUAAUAAAUUAUUAAAUAAUUUCAGAUUAAGUAUAAAUGCAGAAGAAUCUAAGAAGAGCGAAACGUACGAUUUAAAUAAUGAUUUCCAUAUAAAUAUAUUAAGAAACAAUAUGAACAAUGCUAAUUUAUCGAAGGCCAGAAGUAGAGUUUCUUAUUCAUCACAAAAUAAAAGAAGAUGUUCAUCGGGUAUUAAUAAAAAUGAUUUGGUACAAUCUAUGAUAUUAAAUGCUAUUGAUAAUAUAAAUGAAAAUUUAUAUAUGGAUAAUCCAAAACAAAAAAAAAAUUACGAACAUAUAGCUAAAAGUAAUGAAGUUAAAAUGAGAUUUAAAGUUUUUAAAAAAAGAAAUUCUUGUCUAUGGAAUUAUUUUACAUAUCAUAAACACAGAAACCAAUAUCCAUUCGAUUUAAAUUUAUCAAAAGAUAUAGUCAAUAUUAAUUUAUUAGACAUAUCUUGUGGUGAUUAUCAUUCCUUAAUACUCCUGGAAGUCGACAAAAUUGUAUAA
This is a messenger RNA of Plasmodium reichenowi, 6048 nucleotides long. RefSeq names its product regulator of chromosome condensation, putative. The record is from RefSeq and is a predicted model, not a curated record. NCBI's taxonomy places the organism in Eukaryota, Apicomplexa, Aconoidasida, Haemosporida, Plasmodiidae. The coding region runs from base 1 to 6048 and encodes 2015 amino acids. The transcript has a single exon.